This is a messenger RNA of Phytomonas sp. Hart1, 1704 nucleotides long. The record is from the annotation of a GenBank genome assembly. Lineage: Eukaryota; Euglenozoa; Kinetoplastea; Trypanosomatida; Trypanosomatidae.
AUGUUUCGAAGUCUUGUUCGCUUGCAGGGCAAGGACGUGCGCUUUGGUGAGGAGGCUCGCCGCUUGAUACAGAAGGGUGUGUCGCGCGCUGUGGCUGCUGUUGCCGUCACGCUCGGGCCCAAGGGUCGUAAUGUCAUCAUCGAGCAGGCGUAUGGUUCACCCAAGAUCACGAAGGAUGGUGUGACGGUAGCCAAGGCGGUCGAGUUCAAGGAUUCCUUUGAGAACAUGGGAGCACAGCUUGUCAAGCAGGUGUGUAACAAGACGAACGACCUUGCUGGCGAUGGUACGACGACGUCGGCUGUGCUUGUAGACAGCAUCUUCAGCGAGGGGAUGAGACACAUUUCCCGUGGAACGAACCCAAUUGAUAUGAAGCGUGGGAUGGAUAAAGCCUUGGAGAGGAUUCUGAAGAGUGUGGAGCAGCAGAGCCGCCCUGUCAAUGGCACGGAGGACAUUGUACGUGUCGCGACGAUAUCCGCGAACGGCGACACCGUGAUCGGCUCGCUGAUCGGGGAGGCCAUGGAGAGGGUUGGCCGCGACGGCGUGAUCACGUGUCAGGACGGCAAGACGAUGUCGACAGAGCUGGAUGUUGUGGAGGGGAUGAGCAUCGACCGCGGGUAUCUGAGCCCAUACUUUUUGACUGACGCAAAGACUCAGAAGGCAGAACUCGAGGAUGCGUUGGUCCUAUUGAGCUGCAACAAGAUCCAAAAUAUCCACACACUGUUACCAGUACUUAACCACGUUGUACGUACCGGCCGCGCGCUUCUGAUCAUUGCGGAUGAUGUGGAGAGUGAGGCACUGACAACCAUUAUAUUCAACAAACUUCAGGGCAAGCUAAAGGUGUGCUGCAUAAAGGCGCCUGGGUUUGGUGACAACAAGACGGCGAUGCUGCAGGACAUAUCCAUUUUCUGUGGCGCACAGCUUGUAGGGGACGAGGGCACUGGACUGGAGCUGAAUGCUGAAAACUUCGACCCGUCGAUCCUUGGCAGCGUUAAGAAAGUCACGGUGACAAAGGACAACACAGUAAUGCUGAACGGCGGCGGCGACGCAGCUGCGGUGAAGGAUCGCGUCGAGCUGUUGCGCGAUCUCAUUGCCAACGAGACGAGCGAAUACAACUGCGAAAAGAUAAAGGAGCGUCUGGCGAAGCUGAGCGGCGGUGUGGCUGUGAUCAAGGUCGGCGGCUGCUCCGAGGUGGAGGUGAAUGAGAGGAAGGACCGGAUUGAGGAUUCACUGUGCUCGACACGCGCUGCUGUUCUCGAUGGAAUUAUAGCUGGCGGGGGCAUGACCCUACUGCGAGCUGGCGCUGAGCUUGAGAGCUUGGAAAAUGACGAGUCGCUGACGCGUGACCAGCGCACUGGCGUGCAGAUUAUUCGUAACGCGGUCCGCCUGCCUGCAAUGACCCUUGUGGCGAACGCGGGUAAGGAAGGCGCCGUGAUCGUGGAUAAGAUCCUCGAGAACAAGGACACCUCUGUUGGUUACGAUGUGCUCAAUGAUCGCUUUGUGAAUAUGUUUGAGGCCGGCAUAGUCGAUCCCACCCGUGUCGUGCGUGUGGCCAUUACGGACGCCACUUCAGUGGCCGGCAUGAUGAUGACUGCGGAAGCCGCUAUUGUGGAUCUGCCCAAGACAGAGACUGCACCUCCGAUGGGAGGUAUGGGAGGUAUGGGAGGUAUGGGUGGCAUGGGCGGCAUGGGCGGUAUGGGGUUUUAA